Suncus etruscus (white-toothed pygmy shrew) is the source of this 1913-nucleotide messenger RNA. It is a transcript of the gene IRAK2, whose product is annotated as interleukin 1 receptor associated kinase 2. Lineage: Eukaryota; Metazoa; Chordata; Mammalia; Eulipotyphla; Soricidae. Gene Ontology annotation, cellular component: nucleus; plasma membrane; cytoplasm. Gene Ontology annotation, biological process: intracellular signal transduction; interleukin-1-mediated signaling pathway; protein phosphorylation. Gene Ontology annotation, molecular function: protein kinase activity; protein binding; ATP binding. The transcript is spliced from 13 exons. The record is from RefSeq and is a predicted model, not a curated record. Bases 49 to 1854 code for a protein of 601 amino acids.
AGUGAGUCAGUGAGCCAGUGAGCGUGUGAGCGAGUCCCGGGCCGCACCAUGUCCUGCUACAUCUACCAGCUGCCGUCGUGGGUCCUGGACGACCUGUGCCGCAACAUGGACACGCUCAGCGAGUGGGACUGGAUGCAGUUCGCCUCCUAUGUGAUCACGGACCUGACGCAGCUGCGGAGGAUCAAGUCCCUGGAGCGGGUACAGGGCGUGAGCAUCACGCGUGAGCUGCUGUGGUGGUGGGGCAUGCGGCAGGCCACGGUGCAAGAGCUGCUGGACCUGCUGCAUCGCCUCCAGCUCUACCGUGCAGCCCAGAUCAUCAGCAGCUGGAAACCGGCUGCUCCUGAAGUCCCCCCUUCCCUGCCCGACUCUGAACCCCCACAUUUUGGGAUGCCAAGAAGACCUGUGGCCGCUUUUGUCCCAGACACUGAGGAUGGACAAGGACUAGGACAGCCCAGGAGGACAGCUGUCAGCCAGGAUCCAGGGCCCUUGCCUCCCGCAGCCAGCCUACCUGCUUCUGCAGAAUGCCCCCUGUCUUUAAGGGCCCCCACAUCGGAUUCAAAGCCUUGCAGCACUUCCAUACCUCAACAGGAAGUGCUCUGGGACCAGCCUGUGGAUGGUCUCUUCUGGGAAGAGGUGGACGUGGUUCAGGCGACAGACAGCUUCAGCCCUCACCACAGGUUGUGCCAUGGCACCUUUGCUGACGUCUACCGAGGCCAGAGGCACGGGGAAGCACUGAUUUUCAAGAAAUUGAGGGAGGUGCCCUGCUCAGGUCCUGGUGCUGUGGCAAGAUUCUUCGAAGCAGAGCUGCAGGUGCGUCGCAGGUGCUGCCACCCCAAUAUCCUUCCGCUGCUGGGCUUCUGCCCAGGGAAGCACUUCUAUAGCUUCAUCUACCCCUUCAUGGCAAACGGUUCUCUCCAGGACAGGCUGCAGUGUCAGGGCGGCUCAGACCCCCUGUCCUGGCCCCAGCGCACCCGUAUCUGCACAGGCCUGUUCCGAGCCGUAGCCUAUCUCCACAGCCUGGAGAUCAUCCACAGCAAUAUCAGGAGCUCCAACGUCCUGCUCGAUGGAGCCCUGACACCUAAGUUGGCACACCCGACAUCACAGCUGUGUCCCGUCCACAAGAAGUCCAGCUACACCCUGGUGAAGACCCGCCUUUUCCAGGCCUCGGCCGCCUACCUGCCUGAGGACUCCAUCCGGGUGGGACUGCCCACCAAACGCGUGGACAUCUUCAGCUGUGGCAUCGUGCUGGCCGAGAUCCUCACUGGCAUGCCGGCGAUGGAUGACACCCGGAGCCCCGUGUUUCUGAAAGACUUGCUCCUAAGUGACAUUCCCAGCAGCAGCAGCGCUUCUCAGUGCUCCCGGAAGUUGGAUGCAGAGAAGGCUCUGGCCCAGGAUAUAUGUCUGCAGCACUUGGAUGGCAAGGCUGGUCGGUUGCCCCAGGACUGUGCGCUGGCCCUGGCGUUGGCUGCCUGCCUCUGCGUGCGGAGGAAGAAGCCCAGCUUGACAGAGGCGUGUGACGCUGUAGUGGCUGUGGAAGAGCAGCUCCAAGGGCUGGAGGCAUCUGCCCCAUGGUCUGGGCUCUCUCAGGGUACCAGCACUACCUCCAACACCCCAGAGGAAACAGAUGAUGUGGAAGUGUCCUGCGUGGAUGCUGCCUCCACCUGGCCAGUCCCCUCGGCCAGGGCACCCCCCACAGAAGGGAGGCUGCAGGCCUCUGGGGUAGCAGAGGCAGACUCCUCCUCUGAAGCAACUUCAUGGAAAAUCGAGAUCAAUGCAGCCAAACGGAAGCUGAUGGAGGACUUUCUGCUAUACAAGGAGGGGCAGUUGGACAGCGGAGAGCUGUUUGGUUCUUGAGGACAGACACUGCAGAGUACCCCACUCCUCUAGGGGCCAGAACAGUGGCCAUUGCAGGA